GUUCCUCAAUUCCAUCAGCUCAUCUUCCUCCUCUCUCUCUGCUGGCAGGUCGAACAUCGGCCUCCUGAGGUCGACACCCGAGGUCUGGCUAGAGUGAGUGUAUAAGACAGCUUAAUGAUCCAGUGAGAGCAGCAGCCUCAAAGCCCUCUCCAGGUCUUGAUGGCAUUGGCCUAGCUCUCAAGCCCGCCCGCCCAGAGCUCAGACAUUCUUCUGAGCUGCAAUUCUGAAAGUGCAUGCUACCGAUGAGCGCAAGGCAGUUCUGAUUUGGGAUCCCAAUCGGUUGUAAUCGGAGACAGUGAUAGAGGGAAUCAGAAAGGCUUGCAAAGAUGGCCGGGUGCGUGGAAGGAGAUUUGGCCAGUCUCACGGGGCUGCUGACGGCAGCAGGCCUGAGCAAUGCCAGCUCCAUCGGGGAGUUCAUGUGCAGCAAAUUCGCCGACGUCUCGUCGAGUUUGUCCACCCACACGCUGGCCGUGGACAACAUCUACCUGCUCUUCUCGACGUACCUGGUCUUCUCCAUGCAGAUCGGCUUCGCCAUGCUGUGUGCAGGAUCGGUUCGAGCCAAAAACACCAUGAACAUCAUGAUGACCAAUGUGCUGGACGCAGCGGCGGGAGGCAUCUCGUUCUACCUCUUCGGAUUCGGUUUCGCCUUCGGGCGCAGCCAGACCAACAAUGGCUUCAUCGGCAGCAACUUCUUCGGCCUGCACAAAAUGCCCAACGAGACCAAUGGCUUCGACUUCAGCUUCUUCCUCUUCCAGUGGGCGUUCGCCAUCGCUGCAGCAGGAAUCACCAGCGGCUCCAUCGCCGAGCGCACGCAGUUCGUCGCCUACCUCGUCUACUCAUCCUUCCUCACUGGCUUCGUGUACCCGAUCGUCGCGCACUGGAUGUGGUCCAUCGACGGAUGGCUGGGCGCCGCCGCUGUCACUAACCGAUUAUUCGGAGUGGGAGCCAUCGACUUCGCAGGCAGUGGAGUAGUGCAUAUGGUGGGAGGCAUCGCAGGCCUCUGGGGAGCAUACAUUGAAGGCCCGAGAAUUGGCCGAUUCGGAAGCAAAGGCCAGCCCGGCAUGGACAUGAGAGGCCACAACGCUUCGCUCGUCGUGCUCGGCAGCUUCUUGUUGUGGUUCGGAUGGUUCGGAUUCAACCCAGGCUCGUACGUCAAAAUUGUGGUCCCCUAUGCCGGCUCGGCCUUCGAAGGCAACUGGACUGGAGUGGGCAGGACCGGAGUCACCACCACCCUCGCAGGAUGCACUGCAGCUCUGACCACGCUCUUCGGUCGCAGAUGGAUGACGGGCCACUGGAAUGUGCUCGAUGUGUGCAAUGGUUUGUUGGGAGGGUUCGCAGCGAUCACGGCCGGGUGUGCUGUGGUGGAACCGUGGGCCGCCAUCAUCUGUGGAUUUGGAGCUGCAUGGGUGCUCAUGGGAUUCAACCACCUCGCACCCAAGUUCAAAUAUGACGACCCUCUGGAAGCUGCGCAGCUGCACGGAGGUUGUGGAGCUUGGGGACUGCUUUUCACGGGCUUGUUUGCGAGAGAGAAGUAUGUAUUCGAGGCUUAUGGACCAGACCGUGGACACGGCCUCUUCAUGGGCGGUGGUGGCAGGCUUCUUGCUGCUCAGCUCAUCGAGAUUCUGGUGGUUAUUGGAUGGGUAACUGCCACCAUGGUUCCGUGCUUCUAUCUUCUGGACAGGUACAAACUGUUGAGGAUUUCACCUGAGGAUGAAAUGGCGGGUAUGGAUCUCACCAGCCAUGGCGGUACUGCUUACUCCAACGAGGACCCAAUUCUUCUUCCUCCUCUCUCCGUCAGGGCAGGACAAAAUUUCGCUAAGGCCGAUUCUGUGAACGCCAGUCGUGAAGGAUCCAGGAACAACAGAGAAAUGCAAGAAGCCAUUUGAGACAUCUGGUCACGGUGAAACACAUUCACAUAUUAGCAAGAGAUUGUAGUUUGGCAUUCGUUGUAGUCAGUCCGACCACAAAUGAUCUCUCGAUCGAUCACAAGUGAAGUCAGAUUGAUGACGCAUAUUUAGCAGUAGUUGGGUCGAAUGAUUCCAAAAAAUUGAAUUUAGAUAGAUUUUCCUAGUGCUGGAUGUCGAAGAUGUAACGACCCGAUUGAUCGAUCGAUCAAUCAGCUCCAGCUUAUCAAUAAGCACCAAUCCUUUACCGACUUCCAGAUAAAUAAUCUGAAGUCCUUAUAUGAAUUACAAAUAGUUUAUGAUCAAGCAUACUUGAGUCUUUGUAAACUCGCUCGCUUGGAUGAAUAUAAAAGACGCC
Marchantia polymorpha subsp. ruderalis is the source of this 2262-nucleotide messenger RNA. Lineage: Eukaryota; Viridiplantae; Streptophyta; Marchantiopsida; Marchantiales; Marchantiaceae. The record is from the annotation of a GenBank genome assembly.